Messenger RNA from Zerene cesonia (dogface butterfly), 1371 nucleotides. RefSeq lists its product as uncharacterized. The coding region runs from base 1 to 1371 and encodes 456 amino acids. The transcript has 4 exons. Lineage: Eukaryota; Metazoa; Arthropoda; Insecta; Lepidoptera; Pieridae. The record is from RefSeq and is a predicted model, not a curated record.
AUGAUAUGGUUAGGUUUAUAUUGUCAAGACCCAGAUACGAAAAAACUAUAUCCAGUAAACGCGACAUGGCCCUCACAAUCGUUCUGCGGGAAUUACACGUGCAAAUUAAGAAAGAAAAAUCAUACACAGACAGAAUAUAUGCCUAUAAAGAAAAUAAACAUAACAGAUAAUUUUAUAAGCAAACUCAAUGACAUGAGUACAAGCCCUAGUCAACAGAACUUUGUAAAGACGAAUUUGCAAGAAGAAAAACGUCCAAUUUUUGAACCUGAUUCUUUUAAAAAUAUAAACGAUAUCAACAAAGAAACAUAUAGAGCAGAUGAUAAGGAUGAUAGAUACUUAACUGAAGCAGAAAUUAAAACCAUUACAGACAUAUUGCAUACAGUAAAGAAAAGUGAUUUAGAAGCCAUAGUAGAAAUAUAUAAUUUGGCACAGGACAUUUAUAAGGAAUCUGAUGGAGGAAUUUUUGAAAAUAAGCAAAAGAGCACAGAGCCAAGCAAAGAAAUUAUCCAUAUGGAGCAAAACUCAACCGACAUAACAAAAGAUGACACGCGAUCACUUUCCACGAGAAAUUAUCGACAGCCAUUAACAUAUUUCACUGCGCCCUUCACUGACAAAGAUUUCGGGAAAUUGCCAUAUUAUUACCCCAUGUCACACUUUCAUAGAACUGCUUCAAAUGCGUAUAGCAGACCGUAUACAACUCCUGUGGUACCAACUACCCGGCCUUGUACAAAAAAACCACCAGCUAAGUUGCUACAAUUACCAUGGUAUGAUCGGACUAUAAUUCGGCCUUAUAUAAAACAACAACGCCUUCCAUCCGCACGACCGAUGCUGUUACCAUAUCCAUUUUCAUACGUUCAUAACUAUAACUAUAAUGCCUAUCCUCCCAGUUUUUACUAUAACAAUUACCCCUGGGCACAAUUAAACAGUUACAAUAAAAAAGGUUACUACCCAUACUUUGGUUAUGUUGCCCAAACACCCAUCGUAGAUAUUGACCCUGAAAAUAUAAAAGACAAAGAAAUCGUGGAAGAUAUGAAAGAUGAUAUCAAACCAGAAGAGGUAUUACCCGAAUGGCAGACUGAACAGUUAUCUGCUAACGUUUUGGAAGAAGUUAAAGCUAACGUAUUGCACAAAUCUAAAUUAUUAAAGCCUUCUGGCAAGACUGUUAAGUUGGAAAGAGUUGGAAAAGUAAUCAAAAUUGAUGAAUUGACCAGAGAAAAGAGACAUGUGAUAACAGAUAGAACAGACGUUGAAGAGUAUGAAACUUAUCUCGCUAGUACAAUAUGUCAACCAAGUACUGAACCAGGAUUCUUCCGAGUCGGCAAUCUUUCUGCCCCAUUUCCUGCCUGUUGCCCCCAAAAAAUCAGACAGUGA